Vigna radiata var. radiata (mung bean) is the source of this 2911-nucleotide messenger RNA. RefSeq names its product AT-rich interactive domain-containing protein 1. Gene Ontology annotation, molecular function: DNA binding. The record is from RefSeq and is a predicted model, not a curated record. NCBI's taxonomy places the organism in Eukaryota, Viridiplantae, Streptophyta, Magnoliopsida, Fabales, Fabaceae. The transcript has 2 exons. The coding region runs from base 417 to 2429 and encodes 670 amino acids.
UUUUACUUCCAAUGAAAAUUCAGAUAUUGAAGAAGAGGGUCUGCGUCUGUUGAAAACUUGAAUUUUAGCCCCGAACCCCAUUUCUCUCACACCCACUUUCUCUCUCUGCAAUUACCAUCACUGUAGAGAGAGAAAGAAAGCGCGGGACAAUGAAAACAUUUCCUUCUCCCACACAAAGGUGGUAGACCAAACCAGCCCUAGAUAGUAUCAGAUCCUCACCCUUUUCCAUUUUCCCGCCAAAAUCUACUUUUGAACCCGACCCGGAUUCUCAAUCGGUGCCAAUUUCACAACCUUUGAAACUGUUUUCAUCGAUUUCUCGAAAAAAAAAAAGAAUCUAAAAAAAAUACCUGUUUUAAAAAUUUGAAAAAAAAUGGGUCAUUGGGAGUGGGAUUAUAUGUUUAUAGGGUUUGAAUUCGAUGUCCAUGGCAGGGCGGUUGCAUUUAUACGACGGUGUUCGCGAAGAAAAUAGUGGUGAAAUAUUUGGAGGCUCGAACGACGAUUCUUUGUGCCGUUUCGAGAGGUUGUUUGCAGAGUUCUUUAGUGAGAUCUGUGCGUUUAAUUGCGUUUUGCAUUAUCCUCCAAUGCUGUCUGAUGGGCAGGACGUGGAUUUGUAUAGGUUGUUUUUGGUGGUGAGAGGGAAGGGUGGAUACGAUGCCGUUUGCAAAGGGAAGUUGUGGGAUUCGGUUGGGGAGGAGUCUGGGAUGGGAGUGAGUGUUGGGUCCUCUGUUGAGUUGGUUUACANUAGGUACUUGAGUGCUUUGGAUUCAUGGAUGAAGAAAGUUGCUGAGAGUAAGGUGUCUCCCGAAUUUGGUGUGGUGGAUGAUAGGGAUAAGUUUGGGAGGCGGUUAAUGGAGUUGCAGGCUGAGGUGGAAGGGUUGCUUUCCGGUUGUGCGGAUGAGAGGGUGGUUUUGGUUGGGGAGGAUGUCGAGGGUGGUCUUGAUGAAGAUGAUCACAACUCUGAUGGGAGGGAGUUAUCCGGUGCUAAUGGGGUGAAAAGUAACGGUGACGAAGGAGGUGAACAUAAACAAUGUGAUGAUUCGGAGAUGCCGGACAAUGACAUGGAUGAGGCGGUUCUUGGAAACUCGGAUAAGGGAAAUGAUAUAAUGGGAGGGGAGGAAGGGUUUGAUGGAGGGAAAAUGCCUGAAGAGCAGGCUGUGGAUAUAUCGGAUGGGGCUAAUAACAAUGGGACUGGAGUGGUGAGCGGAGGCAAGAAGUGUGACGACAGUGAUGAUAAGGGCUUGGUGUUGGAUGCAUCUGGUGGUAAUAGUGAUGGUGAUAGUUCUGGUCACAAGAGGAAGAGAGAGGGGUCUGUGUUGGGUUCAUCUAGUGAUGAUUGUGAUAGUCCUAGUCGUAAGAGAAUGCGAGAGUCUGCAAUGGAUAUGCUGAGCUGGGUUACUGGUGUUGCAAAGAAUCCUGGUGAUCCUGAAGUUGGUUCAAUCCCUGAAAAGUCAAAGUGGAAGUCUUAUACUAGUCAGGAGGGGUGGAAACAGGUGCUGUUGUUUCGGGAAGCUACGUUUUACAGAAGAGGUUCUGAGCAAAGCAAUGAACAACGUAAUUGGCAGAAUCAGAAGAUGCAUCCGUGCUUGUAUGAAGAACAAGUUGGGACAAACUACAAUCUCAGAGACAGGUUGAAAUGUGACAAGAAGCUUUUAUUUGGCAAAUCUGCAUCUCUGCGAAGCUCUUCUGAUUCAUCUGUGGCAACUGAGAACAGAACACCUAAUUCUCACGCUGAAGGUCAAUCUGAGUUGCUUGAUUCCCCAGAUGCAAAUGCAGGUCUUGACAAAUGUGCAACAGUACGCAUUCCUUUGGGGACAAAUCAUCAAGCCGAAAUACCAGAAUGGACUGGUGUGACUUCUGAAAGUGAUUCUAAGUGGUUAGGGACUCGAGUAUGGCCACAGGAAACAGUAAAUACCAGACUUAUUGAAAGGGAUCCUAUAGGAAAGGGGAGACAAGGUUCAUGUGGCUGCCCAGAAGAAGGUUCUGUUGAGUGUGUAAGAUUCCACAUUUCAGAGAAAAGGGCUAAAGUUAAGCUGGAAUUGGGUGAUGCAUUUUACGACUGGGACUUUGAUCGGGUUGGUGAAGAAGUUAGGCUAAUGUGGACGAAAGAAGAAGAGAAAAAAUUUGAGGAUGUGGUUCGGUCAAACCCUCCAUCACUUGAGAAAUAUUACUGGGACUAUAUUUUUAGGGCAUUUCCUGAUAAAAGCAGGGCAGAAUUAGUUAGCUACUACUUCAAUGUCUUUAUGUUGCAGCGCAGAGGAUACCAGAAUAGGCACACUCCCGAUGACAUUGAUAGUGAUGACAAUGAUGAGGAAGCUGGACCAUUAAGGAAUGUUUUUGGACCUCUGAUACAGAAUUCUGGACAUGAGAUGCAGAGUUCGCGAGGCUCCAUCUUAUUAACCCCCAAAAAGACACAUAAAAAGAGAAAAUAGCUGGUGAAUGUCUGUCAAAAUGUUGGGAGCAUUUGUCAAGGAUGCAAAAUUUUACAAAUUUGUGCAUCUUUGCCGGCAUUCAGCAUCUAAGGAUCUUUCUCUCCUAGUUUAGAAAGUAAAUCAUUGGUUGAGAAGUAAAACUUGGGAGCUUAAAUAUUGGUUUUGGGGGGUUCAAUUUAAAAGAGAUGGUGUAUUUGGUGGUGGAAGUGGUUAAAUUUUGGACAAGAUUUUGAGAUUCAUCUUCUUAUGUCUGUCCACAGAGAUGAUACAUGGCUACUGCACAUUUUUUUUUUCUUAAAAAUAGUUGGUUUUGACUACAAGAAAAGUCUUAGGGAAUAUAGGUCCAAAUUUUACUGUAGAGGGUCAUGAACAAAUACGCCAAAGUGCAAUUCAAAUUGUAGCUUCCAUUUUAUGCAACUUUAUAUUUUGAUUUGAUUCUUCUUCCUUUCCUCAAAGUGGUAUAGAAUUUGUUUUGGCUAAGA